UAUCGCAUCUUGGCUUACAAAAAACGCCGAUUCCGUACAUUUUCUUAUCAUCUAUUGUUCCUCGGCUCAAAGUUUUUGUUUCAGUCUCUCUACUGGACUUUUGCUAAACGACAUCGUUCUUUGUUAUCCUCCGAUCUCCAUCAAUGGCGAAAGAACCAGUUCGUGUACUCGUUACUGGAGCUGCAGGACAAAUUGGGUAUGCACUUGUACCCAUGAUCGCUAGGGGAAUCAUGUUGGGUGCUGACCAGCCUGUGAUCCUUCACAUGCUCGAUAUCCCACCUGCAGCAGAGGCUUUAAAUGGUGUCAAAAUGGAGUUGGUGGAUGCUGCAUUUCCUCUUCUAAAAGGAGUUGUUGCUACAACCGAUGUUGUUGAGGCAUGCACUGGAGUCAAUGUUGCUGUCAUGGUUGGUGGUUUCCCAAGGAAGGAAGGAAUGGAAAGGAAAGAUGUGAUGUCGAAGAAUGUCUCUAUUUACAAGUCUCAGGCGUCUGCCUUGGAACUGCAUGCAGCUCCAAACUGCAAGGUUCUUGUUGUUGCUAACCCUGCCAACACCAACGCCUUAAUCCUGAAGGAAUUUGCACCUUCAAUUCCUGCAAAGAACAUUACCUGUUUGACAAGGUUGGAUCAUAACAGGGCAUUAGGUCAAAUCUCGGAGAGACUAAAUGUCCAAGUUUCUGUUGUUAAGAAUGUGAUUAUUUGGGGUAAUCAUUCAUCAACUCAAUAUCCUGAUGUCCAUCAUGCAACUGUUGGAGACAAGCCUGUUCGUGAGCUUGUUAAGGAUGAUGAAUGGUUGAAUGGAGAAUUCAUCACCACCGUCCAGCAGCGUGGUGCUGCAAUCAUCAAGGCUAGGAAACUCUCAAGUGCACUAUCUGCUGCUAGUGCUGCUUGUGAUCACAUACGUGAUUGGGUCCUUGGAACUCCUGAGGGCACAUUUGUUUCUAUGGGGGUCUGCUCUGAUGGAUCAUACAAUGUACCAGCUGGGGUCAUUUAUUCCUUCCCUGUUACUUGUAAGAAUGGAGAAUGGACAAUUGUCCAAGGGCUGGCUAUUGAUGAAUUCUCGAGGAAGAAGUUGGACUUGACCGGAGCAGAGCUCGUUGAGGAGAAGGAAUUGGCAUACUCGUGCCUCUCAUGAAUGCAUUGGUCAUUUCUAGAAUGUGUUUGAAAGAGGAGUGUCUAGCUGCAGUUUUGAAUAAAAAGCAAUUCUAUAUGAACUGUUAAUGAUCGGUAAGUUACAUCCCCGGGUUGAUCUUCGUCGUGCAUGUUACUUGAUAAUGGAUAUUUUGGAUCUUAUAUUUGGUAAUCCCGGAUUUUAGCUUCGAUUUAAAUGGGAUAAGCAGUUUAUGUUACUGCGAAUACCUGGAGUUUUGUGUUUGUAUUUA
This is a messenger RNA of Hibiscus syriacus, 1377 nucleotides long. RefSeq names its product malate dehydrogenase 2, cytoplasmic-like. The record is from RefSeq and is a predicted model, not a curated record. Bases 144 to 1130 code for a protein of 328 amino acids. Gene Ontology annotation, molecular function: L-malate dehydrogenase (NAD+) activity. The transcript has 7 exons. Lineage: Eukaryota; Viridiplantae; Streptophyta; Magnoliopsida; Malvales; Malvaceae. Gene Ontology annotation, biological process: malate metabolic process; oxaloacetate metabolic process; tricarboxylic acid cycle.